Echinops telfairi (small Madagascar hedgehog) is the source of this 5744-nucleotide messenger RNA. It is a transcript of the gene CSF1, whose product is annotated as colony stimulating factor 1. Gene Ontology annotation, biological process: positive regulation of macrophage differentiation; osteoclast differentiation. The record is from RefSeq and is a predicted model, not a curated record. Gene Ontology annotation, molecular function: cytokine activity; growth factor activity. Gene Ontology annotation, cellular component: membrane. NCBI's taxonomy places the organism in Eukaryota, Metazoa, Chordata, Mammalia, Afrosoricida, Tenrecidae.
GGUCUGAGGGCCUGGUCAUGCCAGUCUCUCCAGAGACCUGUGGAUAGUGUCGAUGGGCUAGAGGCUGGCCUGCCACCUCCCAGCAUCCCCCUCAGCCGGCAGCAGGGACACGGUCCUGAGGCUGCCCCACAGAGGCAGAGGCUGGUGAGUAGGGGGGAAGGGAGGACCGGAGAGCAGCCAGCCCAGCCAGACGCAAGUUAGUGCCUUCACCUUUGGGUGGCUACGCAGCUCUCCCUCGGAGGCAGAACCGGGCUCCCAGAGCCAGGGUCAGCUCCCCCUACCCACCCCCCAUCGUCAGCCUGCCAUGGGGUGGCUGAGUGCUCUUUGAACAUUGCCUGAAAGUCACUCGCAGCCCAGCGGCUUAGCACUGCCCUCCCCUGGCUGGCCUCAGUUGCCAGUAUCUUGCAGUGGCUGUGGUUGGAUGGUCUUCCUUGGCACCCCACCCCCUUCCUCCCAUCCCCUUUACGCCUGGGGCCUCAGAGGCUCCGUGGCAUCGAGUUUAGAGGAGAGGCACACCUUUGGCAUGACCCAGUUUCCUGCAAUGGGCCCUGGACCUGAGGCACCUGGCCAUUCCCACCCAGGACUGCCUCCUCCACCACCCUGCAUAACCACUCCACCCCCCACCCCCCACAUCCACCUUCCCCUUCCUCAGGCCCGGGGGGACCUGCUCGGAUCCUGUGUUGAAUAGCACUGGGCCAUCCCAGGCCGCUUCCCUUCAGCCCCUGCCCUCUUUCUCUCUGCCUCCAACUGCUCUCCAUCCUUCAAGGCCUUGCUGAGGCUUCUUCUUGCUCCCUCCCUGGCUGUGCAGCCAAAGAGGCACUUCCUCAAGGGUAGGCGUCUACACGCACUUGGACUUCUCAUUGUAUGUAAAUAAGCAUGUUGUUGUAGGCUGCUGCAUGGCUUCUUUGAGUUUUUCCAAUGUGCUGUUUAUUUGCCAUAUUUGUCUCAUUGUCUGGAUUACUGGGACUGAGCCCAGAUCCCAGAGGCUGGAAGGUGCCAGCUCUCACCCCACCCUCCCAGCACUUCCCUUCAUCUGGGGGCAUGCACAGCAGGCUCAGAAGCACCCAGGGGCCGACCUGAACCUGGGGAAGGAAAGCCCUGGAACCUGGCAGCCUCUGUCUAGAGAAAGGGAGCGCUGGGGCCCAGGGAUAGGGGCCCUUCAUGAGGACGGGGGCAUGGCAUGGCAAAGGGUCAGGAAUGAGGCCCCUCACUCUGGAGGUGAACAGCAACAGGGUCAGGUGGAUGCUAAAAGAGGGGAUGAGCUGUCAGAAAAUGCCCCCACUAUGGUAAGAGCUGAGCAGGCUGCAUGCAGAACUUGCUGGAGCUCCGAGAGGCAGGUUCCUGUCAGGGCUGGCGAAGCCCCGGCCUUGGAACCUGUAAUCAUUCCGUGGGUCUCCUUGAAACUCACACCCAGAGCUCUAAGAGGUCUCCGGCUAGGGAAGGGUCCCCCAGGGAACUAUGUUUGGCCACGGAUACAGCCAGGCCUGUGUGAAACCAGGGGGGAGGAAGGAGUGUGCCCAGGAAGAAGGUCUCCGGCCAGCAGUCUGGAAGUUGGUGCAUGAAAGUGGCCCAGAGUGGCUCGGUGUUUGCCGUCGCAGGGACAGAAUGACUGGCAGAUGCCAGUCCUGUCUUCAGGGAUUUUCCUGUGCGCCGAGGGAGUUGGACUGGUGGGCCCACCACCCACGUUGUCAUCAGAAAUUCAUUGGAGUCAGGCUUGACCCGGGUGAAUCCGGGACGGCUCCUCAGAGAAGGGGGCAUUUGGGUGGUUUGCAAGGUUGUGCCAAUGCUGUUAGGAAAUCCGAGAGAAGCUGGGUUCCAGGGUCACGACUGGCUAGAGGCAGGAGUCGGUUAUGUAGGAUUAUGGGGUUGAGGUUUGUGUUUUGCUGCCCUCCGCGGGGCCUGGGAGCCCUUGUCGGGGGGUGGGGUGGGGGGCUGGUGAGCUGGGAAGAAAUGACGCCUUCUCUGUCCCAGGCAUGGCUGGGCCCCUGGCUGCUGUUGGCCAGCCUCCUGGUGAGCAGGAGUGUUCCCGAGAAGGUGCCCGGCUACUGCAAAGACAUGAUUACCAACGGCCACCUGACGAUCCUGCAGCACCUGAUUGACAGUCAGAUGCAGACAUCCUGCCAAAUUGCCUUUGAGUUUGUAGACCGGGACCAGUUGAAUGACCCUGUGUGCUUCCUUAAGAAGGCCUUUCUCCUGGUGCAAGACAUACUGGAGGACACCUUGCGUUUCAAAGACAACACCCCCAACGCCAAUGCCACCGUGCAGCUCCAAGAACUCUCUCUGAGGCUGAAGCACUGUUUCACCACGGAUCAUGAAGAGCAAGGCAAGGCCUGCGUCCGCACCUUCAAUGAGACGCCCCUUCAGUUGCUGGAGAAGAUCAAGAAUGUCUUUAAUGAAACAAAGCAACUCCUUCAAGACAACGGGAGCGUGUUCAGCAAGGACUGCAAGGACAGCUUUGCCAAGUGCUCCGGCCAAGAUGUGGUGACCAAGCCUGAUUGCAACUGCCUAUACCCCAAAGCCUCCCCUAGCAGUGACCUGGCCUCAGCCUCCCCUCACCAGCCUCUCGCCCCCUCCGUGGCCCCCAUGGCUGCCUUGAGCUGGGCGGACUCCGAGGGGGUGGAAGGCAGCUCCUCCUUGCCCAGCGAGCAGGCCCUUCAGGCAGUGGACCCUGGCAAUGCCAAGCAGCGACCCCCCAGGAGCACCUGCCAGAGUUUGGGGAGUCCAGAGACCGCAGGCGUCGAGGGCAGCCCCCCGGCCAGCUCACUUCCGCCCCAUGCCUCUGCUGGGGGCCCAAGUCCUGGGAUGGACGGUGUUCUUGACCCUCUGUUGGGCACCAACUGGGCCCCGGAAGAGUCCUCUGGAGAGGCCAAUGAGGGUCCUGCACCUCAAGGAGCUGAGUCCACCACCUCCAGGUCGGGAGAGGGCAGCAUCCAGGCAGAGAGCGCCAGGCCCAGCGAACACCUCUUGGUAGCCUCUCCACCAGCCGGAGCAGCCGAGGCCCAGGAACCGGCAGACAGUGCUGGCCCUCCUUUGCCCAGUGAAGACCCUGCCCUGCCCGUGGGCCAGGCCUGGACUCACACACCUGAGAAGACAGACAGGACACUGGCCCUGCCCAGAGACCAUCAGACACCGGGCUCCCCUAGGACACUGACGCCGCGCCCACAAGGCCUCAGUAGCCUUUCCACCCUCUCUCCUCAGCCAAGCCUCCCCAGAAGCCCCUCGGGAGGCAACAUGUUGCCUCUCGGGGAGCUGGAGGGCAAGCGGAGCACCAGGGAUCGCAGGAGCCCCACGGAACUGGAAGGAGGACGAGCGAGUGAGGGUGCAGCCAGGCCCCAGGCCCGCUUUAACCCCGUCCCUUUGACUGAUGCAGGCCAUGAGAGGCAGCGUGUGGGACCCUCCGACCCAAAGGUCCCUGGCUUUGUCUUCCGCCUGCUGGUGCCCAGCAUCAUCCUGGUCUUGCUGGCCGUCGGGGGCCUCCUGUUCUACAGGCGGAGGCGGCGGGGCCAUCGAGAGCUUCAGGCAGCAGAAUCCCCCCUGGAGCAGCCAGAGGGCAGCCCCCUGACCCAGGAUGAGGACAAACAGAUGGAGCUGCCAGUAUAGAGGGAUGCUAAGCUGGGCGCACAGGACAGCCUCUCCGUAGGCGGAGAAGUAAUGGGUCGUUCACCACCAACCCUCCCCAGCCGUCCCCCUGGGAUGGUGGCCUGUCCAGGACGAGCACCCCUGCCUGCCAGGACUGGACCAGCACAGCCAGGCUGAGGCCCCGCCACCUUCAACCCUCUGACCCUCACCUGACUGAAAGAGGGCUGAGAGGAGCUGCCAAUAUUUAUUAUGGGCCCUGGAGGCUCCUAUCUGCUUGAAGAAGGCUGUCAAGCCUGGCUCAGGACCAUCAGCCCCCAGGGGCUGCACCGGCCGGCCGGCCCCACGCUCCCCUUGAAGCCAACACCUGGGUCAGGGACCCAGGCCUGUGGACGUGGGAGAGCAGACCAGGGGCUGAGGAACUGGCAGAGCCCUUGUGCCCAGAGGACCCGCCUGGUAGCAAGAGCAAGCAAGGGCACGUUCCCACUGAGAGGAACAUGAGACUGGCAGGGCGGGACAGCGUUGGCUGGAGUUCUGGGAAAACGCGUGCAGCCCAAAUGACGGGAAGAGGCCUCUGGGCCUGCUGCAGGUGUGCGCCACCGACAGCCCAGAUUCUACACCCUUCCCUCACCUAAGUGCCCUCUCUGGUUGCUGGGUGGAGAAGGGAGACCAGCCCUGCCCUCAGGACCUGCCUGGCCUGCUCCUGAUGCCAAAGGGAGGACGGAGCCUGCCUCUGCUCCCCCCGCCCCCUUCCUUCCAGCCCCUGCCAGAGCACCCAGGAGGCCACGCGGAGGCCGCCCCUCAUGAAGGAAGCCGUUGCACUGUGAACACUGAACCUGCCUGCUGUACAGCCUACCUGGGCUGUCCCGCCCAGGUGAACAGCCAUCCGUCCGUCCUUCCGUCCUCCCAACCUCCAGCCUCUCCCAGCUUCCUGACCGGGCACCUGAGCUGGCCUCGCCUGUCCACGGAGGAAGCCCGAAGACCUGGCCUUCCCAUGCGGCCCUGACACUCCAGGGAGAAGGGGGUCGGGGAGUAGCCCUAGCUGGUCCUUAGGCUGCCCGUUGUUCCCCAAGUUGCUGCAUCUUGCACUUUGAAGUCCCCGAGAGGGAAGUGACUCAUGGGAGGGGGGUGGAGAGCAGAGAGAAAGGGGCUUCAGGGUGAGCUCUGACAGGUGGUUCUUGGCCCCUGGCCCUCAGCCCAACUGCCUUCCCCUCACCUCCUGCACCAGCCACCAUUAACGGCUGCCACUGCAGUCACCUGGGGCCGAGCGGGCCAGGUCUUCUCUGCUGGGAGCCCAGGACUGGACUGCGCCCAGCCCCACCUGCACUGGCACCCAGUGCCCCUUCUCUUCCCACGCUUCCUUUUUCUGGCCCAGUAGGCAGUCAACACCCUCCACCUUUCCUCCCAGGCCCCAUAACCAUCCCCUCUCUGGCCAGGUGAGCCAGGGUGGGAGAGGGGCCAAGGUACCUGCUUUCAGCCCUGCCCCUGAGGGCCUCAGCGGCCAGGGCCCCCCACCCUGGACAGUGGUACCAGGGUUUCCUGUUGGCCCUUGGCCUCUUUAUGCUGCUGUGCCCUGGGUCCUGCGCUGAAAACCCUGCCCUGCCUGGGCCGCUGGCCCGGCAUUGGCCUGCCCUGACAAAGGGGGUACUCUGGCUCCAGCCCCCUGCCCCAGCACCCCCAGGCGAUGCCAACAGCAGAGGGCAGGGCAGGGGAGGACUCACACUGAGGACUUAGCUCUUCUUGUCGCAAACUCUCUAUUUGAUACUAGAAAGGAUGGAUUUAAAAAUGGAAGUAUGGAAGAAAAGGGAAACCACACACACACACACACACACACACACACAGGGAAAAAAAAGGCAUUACCAACCGUGUCGCCCCACCCCCUUAAACGUACAGUAUUUUUUAAAAGUCAACAUAGCAAGUCCACACCAUUGUAGGAGCCCUUUGUGGGUGCUUGUUGACAGCGGCAGGCGCGGGGGCCCCAGAGCCACCUCUGGGUGUCCCCCUGCUGCCCGACAGGAACCCUUCUUCGAGGACACGGAGAGGGAACAUUGACUCACUCACUGUGAGGUUUCGUUUUUAUACUUGGAAGUGGUGAAUUAUUUUAUAUAAAGUCAUUUAAAUAUCUAUUUAAAAAUAGGAAGCUGCUUAUAUAUUUAAUAAUAAAAGAA